Cladocopium goreaui is the source of this 5388-nucleotide messenger RNA. NCBI's taxonomy places the organism in Eukaryota, Dinophyceae, Suessiales, Symbiodiniaceae. The record is from the annotation of a GenBank genome assembly.
AUGGCUAUGGCAAGCUCCAGUGAUGGCCAGUCAGUUCAAGACUGGGAUGGCAAUUGGGAGGGGUGGCAGUGGCAGUGGCAGGCAACUGCCUCUGGUCAUUGGACAAAGGUGUGGACCAAGACUAAGGAGGCUGAGAAGGAUGUCGCUGAUAAAGAGCCAGAGUCAGAGGGAGAGGUAGAUAUCCCUAUGGAGCCAGCAGACACUGAUGGCACAGAGUCUGAAACCAGCUCCAAAGACUCAGGGCACCAAGACCUCAGGGACAUUGAGGACCUGAACAGCUACCAGUUGUCCAGAGACUUGUUCUGGGAGGCUGAGAAGAGAGUGAGGUACACCAGUGUGGGCCUAACCCCCUAUGAGAUUCACUGCUUGAUGGGAGACCUGCAUGAGGAGUAUGCACACCAUGGUAAGAAGGUGGUGUCAUUGUUUGGCAAACCCAAGGGGGCUGGCCAAGCAGUGAAGGCCUUGCUGAACUUGUUUAGGAAGCAACAUGAUUGGGGCCAAGGGGAGAUGGUGAAAGUUGACACAAUCCACUUUUCUGUCCUGAAGCACCAGUUGGUGGUGGCAUGGUCCCAAUUAUAUGAUGACAUGGAAGGAAUGAGGCUGAAGUUGAACCAUCCAGAAAAGGGUGUGGUGUGUGAUUGUUUCCCUGCCACAGCCUUGAUGCCCAUGCUGUGCAUCCAUUCCAAGUUCACCAGAGUCCAGAUGAAGGGUGGAUUUGAGCCCAACAUCAUGGAGACCUUGUGCCCCACCUGCUCUUGGUGCAUCAGAUGUGGCAAGUGGCUUGGCUGCACAUCCACUGGGUGGUUCUGCAAAGUUGCUAUGGCCAAGAGCAAGGGCAACUUGGCUGCCUACAAGGCUGUUUCUGAGAAGGAGCAGCAUGUGGCUGAGGGCCAGUUGGCUGCACCAGCCCUUUCAGAGUGCAUUGAGGUGGUUGCACCUGGGGAAGCUGGCCAGACAGGCCAGAAGGCAUUCACUUUGCCAUAUGGUGUGUGCACUUUGCCAGACUUACAGCAAAGGGCCUACAUCAACAAAGAUGGCAAAGCUGAAUGGGUUUGGGCCAGGGUGCACAGCUACUGCCAGAUCCAGAAGGAACCUGGCAGAAUGCUGAUGCACAGCAAAGAUGCACUCCUGAAAGAGCUGGGAGAGCUUCAGGUGCCUGAGGCUGGCCUCCAUUACAGGGGCAUGGACACACCAGCUGGUGAGUCUGACUGGAAGGACCACACUUUGGAAUCCUCAACUUUGCUUGGGGCCUUGGUGUACCUCUCCAAAUUGAGACAACUGAAGGAAAAUGCAAAAGUCAAAGCCAUGAAGCUCCUGUUGGAGCUGGCAGGGAAAGCCUUGCCAUUUGCCAACCUACAGCAGCCAGUGCCUGCCAUGCUCCAAAGGCCUACUGGCCCCAUGGCAAGUGCCCAGCUCUUCUUCACACCCCAGGGCCUGACACAGGAUUGGGGCAAGUUGCUGGCACUGUCACCAGGGGGUGCUGAGCUGUGGAAAAGGCUUGGAACCAGGACUUGCCUGAAUAGAUGCAUUGCAUCUUCCUUGGAAAAUGCAACAUUCCAAGAUAUCCUCUUCUUCAAUGCCUACCUCAUGUGCCACCCCAAGGUGAAAGGAAGGGGCCAACUGCUCUGGACUGCAAUUGGUUCCACUACCUUGCCUGAGCUGGUCUUCCACCUAGGCACCUGGCUGGAUGCCCUUGCUUUGGCCAUGAAGGAGGAGCCACUUCAGAUGCUCCCCAUUCUGAAGACCAAAGAAGGCAAUGCCAGGCUGCUGGCAGAUCCAGUGAACCGCAUGCUGCUUCUGUGGAAGCUUAGGAGAAGCAAGCAGCAUAGGUUGGAGAUAGCUGGCACACAUGGUGAUCUGGGUGGCAACACCAUCAGAAUGAUGAGGUAUGAAGCAUAUCUGGAUUGCCUUUUGCACAGCAAGGCCCUUGAGUAUGCUUUCAGUGGCUACAAGCAAGUCUGUGUCUCCUGGGACCCCAGCUCCUAUGGUGGCAAAGACAUUUUCAUUGGAUGCUUGUAUGUGCCACAGUGCAACCAAGCUGCAUACCUCAUGAGCCAGCAUUUGGGUGCCACCUACCUUGGAGAAUUGGAUGGGUCAUUGCUUGAGCUGGGCCAAGCCAGAAAACUCACCAGACUUGAGGGCUACAGGGAGGUCAAAGGCCUAAGCUCAUCACUGGAAGGUGUGGGGCUGUCCUUGAAGGAUUUCUUUGUGCCUGAAGGACUGGUGCUCAGGCCUUUGGCUCCCCAUGAGCUCAGGAUUCAAGGUCCAGGUGGGAGAUGGUACAUCCAAAAUGAAAAGACUGGAGAGACCAAACCUGAAGCCCCAGAGGACUUUGAUUUUGGGGCUCUUCCUGCUCUCAUCUCCAUUUCAGACCAAGGGCCAGCAAACACAGCUGCACUCAACUACUUGAUGUUUAGCUCCAAGGCUUUGCUUCUGUGGUCCCUAUGGGACCCUUAUCACAGAGCUUGGAACGACCUCAAGUUGGCCCUCAAGCGCUGUGCUGGUGAUGGGUGGAGAACAGUGCUAGAACUCACCCUGGUUGCCAAUAUGAACUAUGGCCCAUUUGGAAGUGGCAGUUGGUUUUUCAAAAAGAAAGCCAAAUUGCAAGACUUCCUGAUGACCAGGGAUGUGAACAGUCCUGCCUGGAACAACUUCCAGCAUCUUAUUUGUCAAGAAAGAAGGGUUUCUGAACCCAGCAAUCUGGAAGAAGCACAGGAACUGUUCACUGAGAUGGCUAGCCUGCAAUCCUUCAACACCAAAGGCCCAUUGGUGAAGCUCAUGCGCUGGUUCUCAUUUUUCGAGUCAAUGGCAUUCCUGGAUGGUGAGUUUUAUAUGACUAAACUCAUCCUUCUCCAUGCUGCUGAGAAAGCAGAUGCUGGCUCAGAGGCAGAGAUUGAUGAGGGCUUGCCACAGGAAAAAGACCACAAGAAGGAGCUUGCAGAGCUGAAAAAACGCAAGGGCACAUGGAGGUUAGCCCCAAGCCUCAUCAAUGGCAAAUCCCUUUGCAUGAAGGACUGCAUCAUGGCCUGUGGGAAGGCAAUAUGGCAGAACUUCUCUGAGAGAGCAAGGGAGGCUUGCUCCCCCAUGCAGGUGAAGGAGCUGAACAUAGCAUGUGCUCAGAGCAGGUUCUGGGCUUGUGAGCUCUUGGACAUGUUGGAAUCUUCUUUGGAGGAGGAGAAAUGCCUGAAGCACCUCUUUCCAGAAUUCCAAGGGCAUGAAAGUGCCAUGACCUGGCAUUGUGACCUCUUGGCAAAGCUCCUGGAGACCAGGGCAAUGAGCUUGGCUGUCUUCUACCUGAUGCCACCCAGCCUCUACUGCCACCUGCUGUCCUAUGACCCUGAGGUGUCCAGGGAAGCACAUGACUUGGCGCGGAAGCAUUGGGGCAUGUUGCUAGCAGCUGAGGAGGCCCAUGCUGCUGGUGCAACAGUCAAGCCUUUGUCCAGCAUCUACUGGAGGUUCAGCCCACUCAUCAGGGCUUUGUUCAUGGCUUUUGAGGAAGAUGCCCGCAAGUGCCUAGUGUACACCACACAAAGUCAAGCCAUGAGAUUGCAGCUGCUCUUCACUCAGCACCUGGGAGAUUCCAGGCUGAUUGAGAACAUUCACCAACAUGGAAGAGAUCUUUGCAGGGCCAGCAAAUCCAAUUCCAUGUCGAAUGUGAGCAUUAUGGCCAAUGUCUUGAGAUGUGGUGUACUGGAGGGCAGGAAAGUCCCUAUGGUUGCUGCCAAGGAGAUCAUGAAGGCAACUGGCAUGGCCUGGCAUUCCAAGAACAAGGAGCCUGUGGUUCAAAAGUUGAGAACUCAUGGGAAGAAGCUGCCUGUGGAAUUGCAGCAGAUGAUGGCACCCAACAAAAAGGGCAAUGAGCAGUGGCCAUCUCCAAGCCCUGGCUCUUUGUUUCAAAGCUGUUGCUCCACAGACUGGCUCUUCCAUUACUUCUCAGACCAAGCUGCCACAGAUGCAGAUGUCAAUUCUGCAUGGCUUUGUUGCCUUGCCAGGCCAGGGGCCAUCUUGGCACAACAAUCCACUUCAUCAGUGGUCAUGGUCAUUGCUUCUGCAGAGUACAGCUUCUUGGGUGUGGCCAUGGAGGCCAAAGUGGGCUUGACAUUGGAAAGGACCUUCCACUGUGUUGUGAGGCGGGAUUCCAUUGGCUUCCACCACAUCACAGACUUGGAUGAUUGGUUGGAGUUGCAGGUGGAGCCUUGCCUCACCACAGCAGGAGGAACUAGGGGCCCCAUUGGUUGGCGGAAGAUUGCUGAGCCUCUCACCUUGGAUGCAGCUGCUUUGCUGAAAGGCAUCACCUUGACAUUUCUGCAGCUCAAGGAUUUGGUUGUGGCAUUGGGGGGCUCCAAGAAAGGCAUAGCUUCCAAGAAGGCUGCCAUAGAGCUCCUCAUCACCAUGGCCUUUGCUGCUGACAAAGUGGAAGAGGUGAAGGCAAUGUAUGCUGCUGAAGAGGAAGCCAGGGGUGAUGAGCAGAUGGACUCUGAUCUCUCUGAAUUGGUCUCUGAGCUUGGGCAAGAUGAUGCCAACACCCAAGACCUCAAAGACUUGAAGGAGAAGAAGCAGGCCUACAGACAAAAGAAAGCCCUCAAGAAGGCAGAGCAGCAGGUGCUGCUGCAGGGCAAGGAGAAGUCCAGGAAGGGCAGGGGCAAGGGCAAAGGAAAGGCCAAAGGAAAGGCCAAAGCCAAAGGAAAGGCACAGGCUAAGCCCAAGGAGGAAAAGCCCGAAACCUUCUUGGAAAGUGUCAUCAGGAGGGCCAAAAAGCUGGCUGCACAAAGGGACCAAGGAGCAAUGGCUGAGAUUGUCAAGCAGGAAAGGCAUGUGGAAAUGGAGGUGGCAAAGGAGAUGACUGAUGAUCCAGAACAGGUGAGAAAGGCUAAGGCUGCUCCUGCUGAGGAGGCUGAUGUUGACAUGAAUGAUCUAUUUGGAGAUGCUGUGCCAGAAGGCCCUGAUGCAGGUGCAGCACCUUCUUCUUCGUCUGGGCCUCAUCAAAGGGCCCCAAAGACUUACAAGUCACCUGAUGACAUCUUGGGCCUCCUGAACCCACCAGGCUGCAAAUUCACCUUGAGUGGCAUGGACCACAGGUUCAAGUCUGAGUGGGAGGAUGACCUCCCUGAACUGGAUCAUCCAUACAGCCAAAAGAGAUUCUCUGCAUCCUUUGCUAAAAGAAGAACUUGGCAGGAUGCCCUGAGCCUUGUGCAUGAGCGAAAUUGGCAGAAAUGGAACCUUGUGAAAGAUGAGUAUCUGCUGGGUGAAGGUGAGGAGCCACAGAAGCCUGGUGUGAUUCCACAGGAAUUGCAAGAUCUUUUGCAGGUGGAAAUUGCCAAGCUUGGGAAGCCAAAAACUUAUGCCAAGGGUGCUGCUGAAGUAGAUGACACCCAGAUGGCAGAGUGA